AGUUAUCAACAGUCGCGGGGAGCUCCGUAAAGCAAACUGCUAAACUGUGCACUAUUUACCUAUAUUGCAAACAACGAAAGCGACAUUCUUAGAGUAGGUUACUAUUAGAAUGUAUUCGGUCGAUGAUACAAUACAUUUUGCACUCUAGUGAUGGACCGAUAUUAAUUGUGCAUAGCCGCCCAACUCACUCACCAACAGCAUUGCCACGAUUCAACACAGUGAUGUCUGUGUACAGAAUUUUGUUAGGAGUAUCAAAACACGGAUUAUUUCAAUGAAAUACUAAUUGCAAGGAUAAUUACACAUACGAGUGAAGACCCAGAAAGGUACCAAAAGGAUUCCAUACAUUUGUGAUUGGAUGUGAGUCUACUUUGACCCCAGAAAUCUGACGAUGAUGUUGCUAUGGAAACUGCUGGUGCUGAAGUCACUCAUGGGGUGCCUGGCAGAGAGCAGUGUCCUGCAGAGCCCAGUGUUCACCAAGCAGCCUGGCAGCAUUGUGUUUCCUGUUGACUCCCAGGAAAACAACAGAGACGUGGUGUUCAGCUGUGAGGCCCAGGGAAGCCCAUCUCCCCUUUAUCGGUGGAAACUGAAUGGCACCGCGGUCACUCCCAAAUCAGGCUCACACUAUAGCCUGUCUGGAGGCAACCUCCGAAUCAGCCAUUUAAACAAAGACCAAGAUGCUGGAACAUAUCAGUGCCUCGCCUCCAACUCUUUUGGGACCAUCGUGAGCCGAGAGGCCAGUCUAACCUUUGCAUACUUGGGGAACUUCAAGACCCACCGAAGAAACUCAGUGUCAGUUCGCGAGGGACAGGGGGUGGUGCUGUUGUGUGGUCCCCCAUCUCACUCUGGAGAUCUGACAUUCUCCUGGAUUUUUAAUGAGUAUCCCUCGUUUGUGAAGCAGGACACACGACGCUUUAUCUCCCAGGAGACGGGCAAUCUAUACAUCGCUAAAGUGGAGCCUUCUGAUGUGGGCAACUACACCUGUGUGGUGACCAAUACUGUCACCAAAACCAGAGUCCAGGGCCCACCCACGCCUUUGGUGCUCCGCAGUGAUGGUAUAAUGGGUGAAUACGAGCCGAAGAUCGAAGUUCAGUUUCCAGAGAUUGUCCAUGUAGCCAAAGGAUUGACAGUGAAACUGGAAUGUUUUGCAUUAGGAAACCCUGUCCCCUCUAUAAACUGGAGUAGAGUGGACGGAAUCCCCUUUUCUAGGAAAGUGGACGUGAGGAAAGCCAGCGGCGUCCUGGAAAUCCCUUAUUUCCAGCAGGAAGACGCGGGCACAUAUGAGUGUGUGGCAGAGAACUCCAGGGGGAAGAACACUGUAAAAGGAAAGCUCUCAUUCUACGCCCCUCCACAUCUGAUAGAGAAACCUGAGGAUGUGCAGAAGCCCAUUGACGACUCUCUGGUGUGGGAAUGCAAGGCCACCGGGAAGCCCAAGCCCUCCUAUAGGUGGAUGAAGAACGGAGAGAACCUGGAGUCACUGGAGGAGCGCAUACAAGUUGCCAAUGGAGCGUUGUCAAUCAGCCGGCUGACGCUGUCCGACAUUGGAAUGUAUCAAUGUGUGGCUGGAAACAAACAUGGGGAGGUAUACUCCAAUGCAGAGCUCAGAGUCAUUGCUGUUGCCCCAGAUUUCUCCCAGAACCAGCUGAGGAGCCCCACCAUGGUGAAGGAGGGAGGAGACGUGCUGAUCGAGUGCCGGCCCAAGAUGUCCCCCUGGGGCGUGAUCUCCUGGAGGAAGGGCAGUGAGGCUCUUCGAGAGAGCCACAGGGUUUCCAUUCUGGAUAACGGAAACCUCCGGAUACAGAAUUCAACCAGACCAGAUGCAGGCCUUUACACGUGUGUGGCAAGAAACCAGUUUGGAGUGGCAAGCAGCUCCGGGACUCUCAUGGUCAAAGAGCCGACCAUUAUCACAACGGCACCGUCCACCCUGGACGUGACUGUAGGAGAGAGCAUCGUGCUGCCGUGUCAGGUGACUCAUGACCCGUCUCUGAAGCUCAUGUUCACCUGGUUCUUCAACGAGCAGCUGAUCCACUUUGGCGACCACGGCGGAUACUUUGAAAAAGUGGGCGGUCAGCAUUCCGCUGGGGACAUCAUGAUUCGGAACAUCCAGCUGAGACACGCAGGGAAGUACACCUGUGCAGUGCAGACCAAGGUGGACAGCAUCUCCAUCGCAGCAGACCUGGUGGUCCGAGGUCCCCCAGGCCCACCUACCAGCAUCCAUGUAGAAGAAAUCAGUGACACCACAGCCUCUCUCUCCUGGAGACCGGGGCCUGAUAAUCACAGUCCAAUUACCACAUACACUAUCCAGGCCAGGACACCCUUCUCCCUGGGCUGGCAGGCUGUCACCACAGUUCCUGAGGUGGUGGGGGGCCGCAGUCUGACAGCUACAGUAAUAGACCUGAGCCCCUGGGUGGAAUAUGAGUUCAGAGUCCUGGCAAGCAACGCCAUUGGGACCGGGGAGCCCAGCAAACCAUCCAAACAAGCAAGGACAAAGGAGACAUCUCCGAAGGUCACACCAGCUAAUGUGAGCGGAGGUGGAGGCAGUCGCUCAGAAUUAGUCAUCACUUGGGAGCCUGUUCCUGAGGAGCUGCAGAACGGAGGAGGGUUUGGCUAUGUGGUGGCCUUCAGACCGUCCGGAGCCACAGGCUGGAUGCAGGCUGCCGUGCCCUCAUCAGAAGCCUCCAAAUAUGUCUUUAAGAACGAGAGCAUCCAGCCCUUCUCCCCCUUCCAAGUGAAGGUUGGAGUGUACAACAACGAGGGGGAAGGCCCUUUUGGACCCGUCAUCACCAUCUACUCUGCAGAGGAAGAGCCUGGCAGAGCGCCCACCAGGAUCCGUGCCAAGAGUCUGUCUGCGUCUGAGAUUGAGGUUUCAUGGAAAGCCCUGCCUUGGAACACCAGCAAGAGAAGAGUUCUAGGCUAUGAGUUGAGGUACUGGGAGAAGAGAGAGAAGGAGGAGGCAGCCAGUGUCCAGAGGACGGUAGGGAACCAGACGUCAGCCAUUAUCCGAGGGGUGACAGGAAGUAACACUUACUACAUCACAGUGAGAGCGUACAACACGGCCGGGGCUGGGCCUCCUAGUGUCACUGUCAAUGUCACCACCAAGAAACCACCGCCCAGCCAGCCCCCGGUGAAAGUGAUGUGGAACACAUUGAAUUCCAAGAUAAUCCUGAACUGGGAGCAAGUCAAGGCCCUGGAAAAUGAGUCCGAGGUCACUGGCUACAAAGUGCUCUACAAGCGUAACCGACACAGCCGCCCUAGUGUCAUGGAAACCAACACAACGACGGUGGAGCUCUCCCUGCCUAUGAAUGAGGAGUACUUCAUCCAGAUCAAACCAUUUGGGGAAGGAGGAGAGGGGAGCAGUAGCAGACAGAUCACCAUCCCCAGAAUACCAGGUCCCAAUGCAAUUGGCUCGGCGACCAAGGUCUCUACUUUAUCAGCCCUCAGUACAAUAGCAUUGUCUUUCACAGCGCGAACAUCGUUAUGACAAAGCGCUCCCAGUGAACAUUGCAUCUGAUGUGGAGGCAACUCAACAUCGGAACCCAAACACCGUCUGGUCUAAUUAGAUCCAUUCAUUUAGGUUUUAGAGGCAGGAGGACGAGCAACGUUGGAAAACAAAGUCAUUGAGAUGAGAAUGAGAGAAAGGGCCCCGCUUUCAACACCCCGCCGGCCGGCGAGAACAGGAAAUCGACCGAUGUCUUGACUCUGUUGUUACCAAAGCAGCUUUCAUUAAAAUGUCUUAUAUGCAUCUUUUGUAUGAUAUGUCUAGCUUUUAUAGAUUUAUUUUGAAACCAAUUCAUAAUUAGUCUGGGCUUUUUAGAAAAGGCAAGGUUGAGUGGAGUUCAGUGUAUGCCCAUACUUACUUACAGAUACAUUUUUUAAGUUUUCAGUUUGUUGGAAAGAGCACUUUUGUUGUCUAACGUGAAGAGCAUUUUCUGGUCAAAAAUGAACCUGUAACUAUGGUUUCAUGUCAAGCAAAGACCAUAGUUCAGUCUUCUUAGAAACUUAGGAAUUGUUAACACUGAAAUGAUGUGUGUAUUGCUAACUAUUUUUUUAUUACUCCAUAAAACAUUGCACUGAUGCCUGAGGAAAAAUUUGACUUAACAAAAAUGUGACAUUAUGUUAAAGGAUGAGAGUGACUUUAUUCACUCUCACUGCUUUGAAGUCCCAUCUUCCACAGGUUCCUCAACCUUGGCCAUUUAAUUGCACUGGUGACUGGACCCUCAUAUGGCUGUCUAUCUCAUCCUCUCAGUUGGCCAUGUGUCUACUCUGUAGCUAUUCUAUUCAUCCCCUGAAAAGCCGUAUCUCUACUCUGUAGCUAUUCUAUUCAUCCUCUCAGUUGGCCAUGUGUCUACUCUGUAGCUAUUCUAUUCAUCCCCUGAAAAGCCGUAUCUCUACUCUGUAGCUAUUCUAUUCAUCCUCUGAUAAGCCGUAUGUCUACUCUGUAGCUAUUCUAUUCUUUGCCUUGUGUGUGCCUCAUCAUAUGUUCAAAACCCUCAGGUCCUUAAAGAGCCUUAAACUUAUAUAUCUAUCAAUAACUAUUAGAAACCUAGAAGUCUGUUAUACAGGUGCUGUAUGAUGUGUAGCUACACACUGCAUCAAUAGACAGGUUGUAGGGGUUUGAGUUAUUACCAUCCAAUGUAUAUUCCUAUGGUCAUUCUUAGGGCCAAGUUAUGUAGUCAAGAAAAUCUCCUUGUCCUAGUUAUAUAUUAUAGUUAGGGCCAGGGUUUUUUCCUGACCCUGUGGCAUCGCCAGGAAAAUCUCCUUGUCCUAGUUAUAUAUUAUAGUUAGGGCCAGGGUUCUUUCCUGACCCUGUGACCUCGCCAGGAAAACCUCCUGGCUCUUGUCAUUCUAUAUGAAGGAGUGGUGUGUUUCAACAGCAUGGGGCUGUUCAGUAUGGUUUAAGGGCAACGUGGGAAGCCUGGGACAUUUUAGUGGGUUCACUGACUGCAUCCUUACUAAAAGACAAAUGCUGCUGAUGAUCCUUUCCCAUAGUCUUCUGAUGCUGUUUGAAACUGGUACAGUACAUUACGUAUGUAGCUUGUAGUCCAGUGAAGAAGUCAAAAGUGCAGGUAGUUUGUAGUACUUUCAAAGGGAAGUUUAGGCAGGAAUAAUGCAUUGAGAAAUGUGUAAUAUACUUUUUUGUACACUUCAGAUCAUUUGUAUACAAUGAAAACCUUUCUAAAGAGCAGAUUAACUUGGUUUUUAUGUAAUAACACAAACGUUUCAUACAGUAGCUAAAUGUCGCUUAGCAUGAAUGUGUUUGCCCUUUUCUGUACAUCUGCUAACUGACUGAAUGGCUUGAGACCACGCAAUGAGAGCAGGUUUGUGCAUCUCUACCCGUUAACCCACUAUGUCUGGGCUUCUGUCUCAGACAGGUAUGUCCUCCUGUAGGCCUACACCCUUUGGGAUUUACCAGUACAACUAUCCAUUUACUCCAUGUCAAGUUCUGUUUUUGUUGCUGUUGUUUGUUUAUACUGUGUUAUUGAAUAAAGUUUAUUGAUUUAUAGAAGU
Messenger RNA from Oncorhynchus mykiss (rainbow trout), 5505 nucleotides. Its product is annotated as contactin-4. Gene Ontology annotation, biological process: cell-cell adhesion; axon guidance; brain development. Gene Ontology annotation, molecular function: cell-cell adhesion mediator activity. Gene Ontology annotation, cellular component: axon; plasma membrane. Lineage: Eukaryota; Metazoa; Chordata; Actinopteri; Salmoniformes; Salmonidae. The record is from RefSeq and is a predicted model, not a curated record.